UUUUUCUCUCUCUCCUAGAGGGAUUGUAUGACAGCUAUUCCUGCUGCUGGCAGAGAGAGUGGAGACUGUGAGGGAGAGGGAAAGUCUGUUAUUCAGAGGAAGUUACCACCUCUUCCCUAUAGGCUUCUCUACAUGUUCCAGGACUGGAGAACAGCAGUAGUCACACACAGGGAAUCGUCAAGAUUGACAAAGUCAGGAUUGUUUGUUGUGUUGAUUUUCCCAUCCUGGAGGCGAGAAGUGUACUGUUUUGACUGAGGCUAGCAUUGAGCCUUACCUUAUCUUGACAGGAGUUAACUUUCCUAAGAAGACACCUUGACAGCACUACUUACCUGGGCGGCCAAAUGAACUGUUCGGCCUGAGGAGCGAAGGGCACGGGCAUAGAUCCAGAGAGAGAGAGAGAGAGAGAGAGAGAGAGAGAGAGAGAGGCUCAAUCAUUCAGCAAACCUCUCCACUUCCACCAUGAGCUGGGACUAAAGAGUUACCUCUACAGCUUCAUUUUAUGGUGUAAGAAAGGGCUACUGGACAUAUCGUCAGCAUGGAUGCAAAGAGGAAAGAGAUGGACCUCCUCAGCAACAGCAUAGCUGCCUACGCACACAUCAAAGAGAACCCGGAGAGCUUUGGGCUGUACUUUGUAAUCGGGGUUUGUUUCGGCCUGGUCCUCACCCUCUGCCUCCUGGUCAUCCGGAUCUCCUGCAAGCCCCGCACCAACAUACCGGCCUCCACGCCCGAGAAGAAACACUUAAAGGAUUUCAGUGAGGACGAAUGUGAUGAAGAUAGCGAGGAUGAGGAAGAGGAGGGUGACGUCGAAGCACCCACCCCCCUGCCCACCACAGAGAUUCCCAUUGGCAACCACCACAACCACAGCCAAUCGGACGGGACACUGAGCGUUAACGUGUUCACGUCGGCCGAGGAGCUGGAGCGGGCGCAGCGAUUGGAGGAGAGGGAGCGAAUCAUACGGGAGAUCUGGAGGAAUGGGCAGCCUGAUAUCCUGGGUUCAGGAACAGGCACUAUAGGUCGGGUGCACUACUACUAACGCCCAGUACUACGGGACCACUGAAUGGACAUACUAUACAGAACUAUGGUGCUAUGGAAUCAGGGGGUACACUGUGGUCCACACCCGCCAAAGACAGACUUAGAAUCAGACCUCUGGGUGUGUCAGUUCCCUGAGGGAGACUUUACGAUUCCCAUGAGGGGUGUUACUCAUGCUGUGCAUACAGGCAGGUCACAAAUGGCGUGCUACUUCGAUCUGGUGUGUAUUCAGUGAUGUGAAAUGUUCUGAAUGUUGCAGAUAGAAAUAGAAUGAUUAGAGCGUACACAAUUCCCUAUUCUACCUGAAAGACAAUCAUAUAUGUUCUACAUGAUAUGUUUCUAUCUGAACUCUCUGUAACGUGACAUCCCUCUGAACAGGCCCCUGAAGUGUAAGUCUUGACUCUAACACUAUGUGAUAGUGGUGUGCUGUGUGAAUGUAUUUCCCCCAUCAACAUUUGUCACCUACUAUCACUGCCAUAAUGGAGUUACACCACAAGGCACCUUUGAGACCAGUUCUGCUGCUUUGUGAUCUAGGCAUGUGAAUGGGAACAUUUAUCAUAAUUGGAGUCUACAGUGUAGAGAGAUGCCUGAAUAAAGUAUUGCCCUUAGAAAAGCACAAAGGGAGUAAGGGAGGACUAAUACAGCUAUUGACAAAUAGCCAGAGAUACUGUAGGGAGUAGGGAGUCAGGACCAAGUAUUUUGCAAUGAGAGGUCACUUCCUUUUGUUUGCUAUGGAGCCAUGUUUCCCUCAACAUAUUGGUGAGUUUACAGCGGGACAGCUCCGUGAACUGUUUGUCAUUAUAUUAGGAAAUUAUCCUCAAGUGGUCUUGGAACCUUCUGUGAGGAAAUUGCUUCGCCUAAGUAAGAAAAUAGAAAUAGAUUCAGUGGGACCCUUUUUCACCUGAUGUCAAGUCAUUUUGGAAUUGGACUGCUCAGUUUGCUCAGUUUAUGGACACAGUUUUAGGCUGUUUUCAGAACCAAUUACACUUGGGGAAAUUAAAUAAUUAAAGUGUUAAACUCAAAAGGCCUUGUGGUUGUUUCUGUUACACAUAAUGUCUUUUAGACAAACAAUACUCUUCCUUAUUAAAAUGUCCCUGGGCUAUGUAUUUUGAAUAUACUGUACAAUAUAAAGAUUGUCUAGGGGUGAAAUUUAACAACUGAAAGACCUCAGUUGAGCCAUUUAAUUACAAUGGAUUGUAAGGUCACUCAUUGUUUAUUUUUAAUCUUAACCAAUUGCUACCAUGUGUGCCUUGAAAUGUUAAAUAGAUGUGAUUUUUAUAAUACAAUAUCUUGAAAACUUGUUUGCUAAAUGUUUUGGCAAAACCCAGUGUUCUAUCUAAACUAAAUAAAGUCUUAUUUUAUUGUCUGAAAUAAAACACAGGACAAAAGGAUA
Oncorhynchus mykiss (rainbow trout) is the source of this 2422-nucleotide messenger RNA. RefSeq names its product protein eva-1 homolog B. The record is from RefSeq and is a predicted model, not a curated record. NCBI's taxonomy places the organism in Eukaryota, Metazoa, Chordata, Actinopteri, Salmoniformes, Salmonidae.